This is a messenger RNA of Chionomys nivalis (European snow vole), 1292 nucleotides long. Its product is annotated as cytochrome c oxidase assembly protein COX18, mitochondrial. The transcript is spliced from 6 exons. The coding region runs from base 37 to 1023 and encodes 328 amino acids. Gene Ontology annotation, cellular component: mitochondrial inner membrane. Gene Ontology annotation, molecular function: membrane insertase activity. The record is from RefSeq and is a predicted model, not a curated record. Gene Ontology annotation, biological process: protein insertion into mitochondrial inner membrane from matrix; mitochondrial respiratory chain complex IV assembly. NCBI's taxonomy places the organism in Eukaryota, Metazoa, Chordata, Mammalia, Rodentia, Cricetidae.
GCCAGCCUGCUGUUCCCGGUCCGCAGCGCUGUUGCCAUGCUGUGCCGCCGGGGUGCCGGGUGUCUCCGGUCACUGCCCACCUUGCGGUUGCGGGCGCGGGAACUGCAGCCCGGGUGGAGUAGCUCGCGGCUCCCGGUGUGUGCAGCCGCGUCUGUGUCGGCGGCCGCGCCGGGCGGAUGGUACGAGGCCCUGGCAGCGUCGGCGCCCGUGCGCGCCGCGGAGGAAGUGCUGCUGGGCGCGCAGGCAGCCACGGGGCUCCCCUGGUGGAGCAGCAUCAUGCUCACCACCGUGGCCCUGCGCGGCGCCGUCACGUUGCCCCUGGCGGCCUAUCAGCACUACAUCCUGGCCAAGGUGGAAAACUUGCAACCAGAGAUAAAAAGCAUCGCCAAGCGCCUUAACCAAGAGGUUGCCGUUUGUGCGCAUCAGUUUGGUUGGUCCAAAAGAGUUGCCAGGCUCACCUAUCUAAAGAACAUGCGGAGGCUUGUUUCAGAGCUGUAUGUGCGUGACAACUGCCAUCCCUUCAAAGCCACCGUGUUGGUCUGGGUACAGCUUCCAAUGUGGGUCUUCAUAUCCGUUGCCCUCCGGAACUUCAGCACAGGGGCAGCACGUUCAGAAGCUGCUGUUUCUGUUCAGGAGCAGUUAGCGGCUGGCGGGGUACUGUGGUUUUCUGACCUCACUGCAGUGGAUUCCACUUGGAUUCUGCCCAUCUCCGUUGGUGUUGUCAAUUUACUAAUAGUGGAGAUUUUCGCUCUACAAAAACUGAGAAUGUCUCGUUUUCAAAUGUAUGUCACACACUUUGUGCGUGCUGUGUCCGUGCUGAUGAUCCCGAUUGCCGCCACAGUACCUUCUUCUCUUGUUCUCUACUGGCUGUGCUCCAGCCUCUUGGGCCUCUCCCAGAAUCUGCUGCUGCGCUCCCCUGGAUUCCGCCAGCUUUGCCGGAUACCACCAACCAAGUCGGAUUCAGAGACCCCUUACAAAGACCUCUCUGCUGCCUUUUGUGCCAAGUUCCUUUCAAGAAAAUGACAGAAGUUCACUUCACUAACUUUGAAAUUAUCAGAAAUGUCAUUGUCGGUUUCAUGUAUUGAAUUUAGGAGAUUGGGUAGCAUUUAAAUUGCCUUUAUUUAACUGUCAUGAAGCCCUGUGGCAAAGAUGCAAUUCAGAUGUAUUUUACAUGUUACAAAUAAAUGUUCAGUUGUAAAGUGUAAAGAUAAGCCAGGAUGCCUGGCCUUGUUCAUGAAAUCAUAGCUUUGCUGAGAACGGCAUUAGAGCCUGCGUGAUCUGGGCCCAACUGU